UGCUUUCUACUUAAAGACAGACAGACUAUAAAAUACAAUUACAAAUAUCGAAUCAAUGAAACCGACAACCAGGCAAAGAGUUAUAGUAAGCUGUAGGUCCCCGGGCGUGGCCAUUGUGAUCGUAAAAGGCAGUCUAGAAGGGACAAUUUUUCACACAACACAAUCUGAUUAAAUUGUCUGAUCAAAUCAGGUUUAGUGGACGCAAAAAAGAAAUUAGCUUUCCGUUUCCGAUCACAGUUGAUUCUAUCAAACAGAGGCGCGGACGCAAGAAUGCAUUUUUUUCUACAGUAGUUUGCGCGUUUGAGGGUAUUUUAUUUAUUUCGAGCGCUCAAAUGUCAUCAUAAAUCUAAAAUAGAUGAUUAAAUUGUGUACGUGUGGACGCUAGAAAAUUUUGACGCCAAGCUUGUUCGUUUCUGAAUCAAAUUGGAACUUGAUCAUCCCGUCUGGACGGGCCUUAAAAACAAAACUUCACGGUAUCCAUCAAACUGGCAUCCAAAGAGCAUAUAAUCACUACGUUUUACUGGCAUCUACGAAAAAAAGCCGACCGGCAUCAGUCAGUGUCACUUCAUCAAGUAUAAUAAUAUUUAUGUAUGAUGAGUUAAAUUCAAUGCUAUUUUCAAUUGAGGGUAUACUAUUUUCUAUUAUUAAUAUUGAAAGCAUUGAGUUAUAAUUAUUGUUCAAUGACUGAAAGCUGAGGAAUUCUGUCGAAAAAGCGUGGAUAGCACUGUAACCAAUAAAAAUGGCUGCCUCUCUGUCUCUGGCAGACUUAAUGCAGAAACUUAGUACUGUACAAUAUUCCAUCGGCUCACAACAUUGGGUGAAUGUAACACACAUAACUGAUCCUGGCAACUUUUAUGUUCGUCCAACAGCUUUCAGAGAUUAUUUACCUAUUUUAAAACAACACCAAGGACCUGCUGAUCCAACAAAGCUUCAAUUAGGUAGCACUGUUGUGUUUAAAUCGAAAACAAUUAAACAUCAUGUUAGAGGACAAAUCAGGAACAUAACAAAUGAGAAUGAAACAACUCUAUAUGACUUAUUCUCUCUAGAUUACGGUAUUACAGAGCAAGCUGUUGAUAUAAAAAAAUUGAGGAAGCCUCUAGACGAAUGCCCGGUGCCAUCUCUCGUCUUACAUUGUCAACUAGCAGAUUGUCAACCAAAAAACAAUAAUUCUUUUGAUGAAGAAGCGAUUGAAGCUAUGGUCUACUAUGUUGGUGACGAAAGAGCUAAGAUGAUAGUCCAAGGAAAAACUGGAGACAAAUACAUAGUGCAACUGAUCAAUACAUGUCCUGAAGACAUUGCAACUAUGUUGGCAUUAACGGAUUACACUUGUCUCGGUUACGGGAACAAUGUUGUAAGCCGAAUGCCUGUCAUGGACCAACCAAAACUAUACUAUACAUACAAAAAAGUUAAAGUAGGAGAUACGUUAAAUGUCAGAGUACAAUCUGGGGAUUCCUUAAAGAGUUUUUAUGUUUGUGAAAUUGAAGAUCAUACCCAAUAUAUCAAAGAGUUGAAAAAUGUGAAAGAAUACUAUCAUUAUGAGCAGGACUUUCUUGCAGGGAACUUCGAGCGUGGUAAUGCUGUAGCUGUUUUUUCCGACUGGUAUUCUAGGUAUGAGCGAGCGGUUAUAACAGAUGUUAUCAUUCCAGAGAAAAAAGCUGUUGCUCAGCUUGUUGACUGGGGUAUUAAGACCAACAUCUACACGGAUGCAACAAGACUCAAAAGAAUGUCUAAAGAAUAUUAUUUUUUGAGACCGGCAAUGGCCAUCUAUUGCACGGCCGAUGAGGUACAAGUUCGGGAUAAUACAUUUCACAGAUUCCUGUAUCCGGGACAUGAAUUUGUGAUAACGGUCAAAAAGGUUGGAUAUCAACUUGAUACACCUAGUGUAGUAACUAUAUCUUUGCCUCAGAAAUGAAAUAGGAAAUCUUAUUAAAUAUUUGUUUCACAUUUUAAUAGAAACGGAAAAUUGUCUUACAGAGUAGAGACUGGUUUGACGUACUCAGGAAAAAGUACCAAUUAAAAGAAUGAUUUCAAUAGCACUAUUUUGUCAACUGAAGUUAUGAAAAAUGUUUUAAUUACUUUUAUUUUUAAGUCUAAGUAUAAACGUACAAUUAACACAUUUAUUGUAAGGUGAUUUGUUGUCAUUAUAAAUUAUUUAUUUAAGUCAUAGUCGUAGAAAAGAGUCAUUUUGGAUGUAGAAAAGGUGUUACCUUACCCUUACCUCUACAAGCAAAAGUAAAGGAGUGGAAAAGGUACCACUUAAAAUAACUAUUUCAAUAGCAUUAUUUUGUCAACUGACAUAAUGGGCACUCUUUUAGAAUAUGUGUGAUUAGGAUUACGUGUCAAUUGGUUAUCGAGUGAUUUAAUUAUUUAUUUAUUUUCAAGUCUAAGCAUAAACAUACAAUUAUCACAUUUAUUUUAAGGUGAUUUGUUAUCAUUAAUAAUUGGGCGAAUCAACUUUUUAGCGUCACUCGUUGCCAUGGUUACGAUUAGUUGUCCAGGGGACAAAAGUUCAUUGAAAUACUGAUUUUAUGGUACUUAAAUGUAUCAAACUUGCGUUUUUGUGGUCGUUAUAACCAAUGUCCAUAAUGGGCCCCCUACUAAGCAUGUUAAUAGAACGGCAUACAACGUCUCUUCAAACAAACUGUGCCACUGUUGUCCCUUGGACAACGGGACAGGAUAACAAAACAAAAAAAGUUGAUUCACCCAUUUAUUUAUUUAAUUUAAGUCAUGGUCUUAGUAAUGAGUCAUUUUGGUUGUAGAUGUUACAUCUUCUACAACCAAUAACUUUAUCUUUAGGCGCUAUGAUUUAUUACGUAAGGCGAUUAAGGGGGGAAGGAGGGUCGACCAUUUCUUAUUUUUUCUUACAAGGGAAUGGGAGAUGAUAGUUCCUACUUAAGGUCACAAAAAUACCCAUUAAAAUUAAGUAUAAUUUGAAAAAGUGCGGGCAUACGCGCGAGUGGUAAAGCACGCGCUCAAUUGCGUAUAGGUAUUGGUGCAAUUUUCAUGUAGUCCGUGUAGUCUUUUUUUCUUUAGAUUCUUACGUAAUAAAUAUUAAAUAGGGGAGGAGGUCGGCCUAUUCUUAUUUUUCCUGGGAAGGGGGUUAAAGACUGUCAUAAUUCGUCUUACGCAUACGCGAUACAGAGUGAUUUUGAUGUCGGGUCAUACUGAGAGGUGAAUAUUUAAGUCAUACUGAUCAACUUGUAUCUAUAGUUAGCAUCAAUUGUAGCGGAUGAAACAUCGCUCCAAAAGUAUCUGCCACCCUGGAAUAGUUUUCGUAUAAAUGGGUGAUGAGAAAAAUAAAUUUUGAUGAAUGACCGUACAGAUGUAGUGCAUAAUCUUUUACCAUCGUAUUUUCUCGGAAACGUUCGUAUUUGUCAUGCUACGUCAGUCAACUUCAGUUUUUAUACAGGGACUGACUGAAACAGCAUAGCACCAUUGACAUAUUUUUAAGGACGGGCAAUAAGAAUGGGGCCAGUACAGCGGUGUCACGUACACGAAUUCGAGCCAAUCGUGCAUUUUAACGCCACAACGCGAUUGGUCGCAACUUGUUGCGUUAGACUGCACGAUUGACUCGAAUUCGUGAGUGACACCACUGAACUAGCGCCAUUCUUAGUGCCCGUAAGGCCCGUCUUUAUCCUCCUGAGACCCAGAAGCAAUUGUUUUGUUUUUGAAUUUGGAACCCUUAGUUGCACAAUAAAAGUAGAAAAUAGAUUUAGGAAUAAGUAAAAAAUGUAAUGGUUAAUUUUCAAUUCUAAUUAACUUUCGGCCAACACUGCUAUGGGCACGAGAGUUGAAGUCACGCACACAACAAAAUCAUGUAAUGACGACGAGAUUUAGAAAUUAGUUUUUUUUCGUACGGCGUAGCCAUAGCCUCUUAAGGCCCAGCCAUAGAAAUGAAAAAUCCAAAAUUUGCCACUGGAAUUUGAACCUAUUGUGCACGGAAUACAGUAGAUUUUAUUUUGUUUGAAAAUUGCACGAAACAAAACAAAUGCAACUCUGUCCUAAUUGAAUAUGAUUUAAAUUUCAUCGAACUGAAUAAGUCCUAUAGGUAGGACCUUGGGCCUUACGAGGAUAGCAAGUAGUACCGCCAACUGCAAGAUGUACCAAAAAGUUUCUAAGAUAAAAAAAUUUUUUUAGCUUAAUAUCGUGCGGUUCAGUUACAUUCCCUCAUUCAUUCAAUACUGGUUUUUCGAUUAGCACUCCAUGUAGCUGUGUGUGUCUGUGUGUGUGUGUAAUCAAAUCAAUCAUUCACCUCAACUCUUCUGCCGAUACCUACCUUUGAACAUUUGGCUACAACGUUGAUCUCUUGACAUCUAUUUUAGUUACAUUACUAUUUACUUUUCCGUUGAUCAUAAAAUCUUUUAGGACUUCACCUUUUUUAGUAGGUACAUACAAAUAAUGAUGCCGUGCACUUUGAUAAAAAUGUUCAACAACAUUCCAUUUAAUUACAAAAGAUGGAUAAUUCAACUAUUUUCAUUAGAUACCUAUUACUAAGAAAUUUGAUUAAAAAACUAUUUGAUUUGGA
This is a messenger RNA of Cydia pomonella (codling moth), 4525 nucleotides long. RefSeq lists its product as uncharacterized. The transcript has 2 exons. The record is from RefSeq and is a predicted model, not a curated record. Lineage: Eukaryota; Metazoa; Arthropoda; Insecta; Lepidoptera; Tortricidae. The coding region runs from base 740 to 1912 and encodes 390 amino acids.